Ziziphus jujuba (common jujube) is the source of this 1255-nucleotide messenger RNA. RefSeq names its product protein DOWNY MILDEW RESISTANCE 6-like. Lineage: Eukaryota; Viridiplantae; Streptophyta; Magnoliopsida; Rosales; Rhamnaceae. The record is from RefSeq and is a predicted model, not a curated record. The transcript is spliced from 3 exons. Bases 74 to 1114 code for a protein of 346 amino acids.
UAAAAAUGAAUAUAAUAUGUUUAACCUGUGAGAGUUGUUGUUGUUGUUGUUUCUGCAAUAUCAAAUCCUUUCAAUGGUCAGUGAUCUGGUUCCCAUGUCCUCCUUGUCUCCAAACUUAAUACUCCCAGAGGGCCUGAGGCCAAAGCUUUCCCAGGUAUCAACUUUAGCUUCAAUUCCCAUCAUCGACUUAAAUGAAGAUCAACAUGGUCAUGGAAACAUAGUUCAAAAGAUAUCACAGGCUUGUGAAGAGUAUGGUUUUUUCCAGGUCAUUAACCAUGGAGUUCCUGAAGAAUUAUGCACAAGAAUGAUGAAUACCAUUACUGAGUUCUUCAACUUGCCUCCUGAAGAAAAGGCCCAGUUCUUCUCUACAGAUCCUACCAAGGAAGUCAGGAUCUUCAACUUCUACCUUAAGGUCAAAGAUCAAGAAAAUGUCAAAAUGUGGAGUGAAAGUUUCUCUCAGCCUUGGCAUCCUCAUGACAAUUUCAGUGAUCUCUUGCCCAAAAAUCCGCCUCAGUAUCGAGAGGUUUUUGGUGAAUAUGCAAAGGAGAUAGGUAAACUGAAUAAUAGGCUAUUUAGCUUGAUAUCUCAAGGGCUUGGUUUGGAGGAGGAUUGCAUACAGAAGAAACUAGGUGAUAACCCAAAAUUGAGAGCUCAAGGGAACUACUAUCCACCAUGUCCGGAGCCUGAGCUCACACUUGGACUGGCUGUUCAUACUGAUCCCAAUGCACUCACAGUGGUACUGCAAUCAGAAGGAGUGACUGGCCUCCAAGUGAUCAAAGAUGGGAAAUGGGUUUCUGUAGACCCAGUUCCCAAUGCAUUUGUUGUCAAUUUGGGUGAUCAAAUUCAGGUUCUAAGCAAUGGAAGGUACAAAAGUGUACACCACAGGGCUGUAACAAACAAAGAGAAGCUGAGGGUUUCAUUGGCAAUGUUUUAUGGACCAAACAAAGAGACUUGGAUUGGUCCAAUUGAGGAGUUGAUAGAUGAAGAACACCCUCCCGUAUAUAGGAGGUAUCGUCAAGCAGAGUUUCUUGAAGAAUUCAUGAGGCAAGAAGGAACAAGGAGGAUGGUCAAGGAAGCAUUUGAGAUACGGAAUCAAGGAAAACCCGUGAAUUGAUGUUUCCAAUUCCCUUUUCCACAAAAUAAAUUGGACACAUUUUGGUAGUAUCUUAAUAUUCUUUUCAAACAUGUUCUAUCUUUUCAAUAAGUUAAUAAAUGACAUACUUUUUUCUAAUAAAAAGCUAUUUAUUUCUCCUAA